Molecule: messenger RNA, 1443 nt
Organism: Effrenium voratum
Lineage: Eukaryota; Dinophyceae; Suessiales; Symbiodiniaceae
Source: the annotation of a GenBank genome assembly
AGCUUGGCUCACGGGGAGGCCUUGCCGAGCCAUUAGAGGCAUGGACGAGGACGAGGACGCCGAGCUGGAUGUGAAUGACAGUCCUUUCGAUGCCGACGUCCUGGACCUGGACCAGCAGCAGUAUGGCCGGGCGUGGAUGUUGCAGAUUCUGCAGGCCUUGAUGCCCAUUGCGAAGCCACCAGAGGUGGCGAACCUGAAGUUUCUGAUAUGUCCAGAUGCUGGACCGGCUGACGAGGAAGGUGACCGUGACAGGAUCAGAGGCCGCGACCGCAAAGGCAAGGGCAACCAUAAGGGCCAGAACGCAUCCACAGGGAGGUUUAUCCCGGAGAUGGGCCGUACCGAGAUUGUGCCCAGAUCACAGCGCGGGACCUGGUGGAGGAACUGCUGCAGGGACAAGGGGGAUGUCAUUAUCCGGGAGCAGUUCCUGCUGACUAGCGAGGAGAUUUGCCGAGUACCUUUCGGCCAGUAUGUGCUGCAGGCAGGACCUUUAGAGGUCUUCGUCAAUGGCCCUGCGCAGGGCCUUCAACGAAUGCCCGUGCAGCCUCGUGGCUGGGCUACUGUGGAUGCCACGGCCGUCAAUGGGCCCCUCUACUUGGACAAGGUCAAGUCGCCAAAAUGGACGGUCAUCUUCUCCAGCGGAUCCACCAAAGGAGACAUUGUGGUGCGGAGAGGUGUCUCAUUGGAUAGCGACGAGGUGGCAGUCCUGGCAUGUGGCACCAUGGUGGAGCAGGCUGCACCAUUGGAGGUGACAGAGGAUGGCAUCAUCCGGAUGCAAAUCACGUUUGAAGGCCGCGAGCCCUCGACCUCGUCACAUGCAGCGAAAGCGCGCAUGGGCUGGGUCACUUGUGAUGCAACCGCACAGGGUGGCCCGAAGUUCUUUGAGCCCGUCGACCCCGAGCGAUACAAAGCCCCGCGACAGGAACCGCAGCGAGAAGAGGGGACUUGGGAAGUAAACCGCAUUUGGCGCGUGAUGAACCUGCAGGACGAGCACCAGCUUCCUUUGGUGAGAAAGUGUGAGCCGUACGCCCCUGGAUCUGGAAAGAUUCCUCCGCCAGAGAUGCUGGUCAGGCACCUCGUCAACGGUGAAGUGGUCCAUCAGGUGGGACACUCCAAGAAGGUGCGAGGCUACAUGGUGAUGCCUGUGAAGGUCGAUUCUGAGGAGGGCUGGGUGGUGCGGCGUUUAGUGGACACAAACCGAGAGCAGCCAGCCUGGUUUGAAGAGAUUGUCAACGGCGAGCCACGGGAGAGGAAGAAGCAUCGCAACCGCGAUCGAGACCAUGGGCAGUGGGACCAACAUGGUGACUGAGGCAGUGAGUCGACUGGCGCCCGCAAGCUUAGCGCAGGGUGGAAACCAUGUUGGGCGCCAGGGUCUUGGUCCCAGCGAAGCGAUGCUGACUAGCGCGACUUGCAAAAGACAAUUUCGGUACUGCAGCUCAUGCCGCA